CUGAAAUGACAGCCGGAAGUUACGGCUGUUGGGGCUGUCCAACCUAGUUUGUGAUUGCUACCUUUAGCUUUUAGGAACUGUGGCUUUUGCUAGUUGUUUUUAAUGACCUAAACAGGUCUGUAAUCGCACAUUCCUCCUUGGAGACAGCCCUUUGACGGGAACUAACUUCAGGAUGAUUCCUACUGAGGACGCGUCCGCCAGGAAGCGGGAGAUUGAGGAGAAACUGAAGCAGGAGCAGGAGACGCUGUCAUUCAUCCGAGAGAACCUGGAGAAGAGCGAUCAGCUGACCAAAGGCAUGGUUUCCAUCCUGUCAUCGUUUGAGAGCCGCCUAAUGCAGCUGGAGAACUCCAUCAUCCCGGUCCACAAGCAGACAGAGAACCUGCAGCGACUGCAGGACAAUGUGGACAAAACUCUUUCCUGCAUGGAUCACGUCAUUAGUUAUUACCACGUGGCCAAAGACACUGACAGGAUCAUUCGAGAGGGACCUGCAGGCAGACUGGACGAGUAUCUCGCUUGUAUCGCAAAGAUCCAGAAAGCUGUGGAAUACUUUCAGGACAACCACCCUGACAGCCCUGAGCUCAACACAGUGAAAGCUCGUUUUGAGAAGGGUAAAGAGCUGCUGGAGGCCGAAUUUCGGAGCCUUCUGAACCGCUACAGUAAACCCGUCCCCCCAAUUCUCAUCCUGGACGUUAUCAGUGUUGAUGAAGACAUGGAGCUGCAGGAGGAGGUGUUGCUAGAGCACCUGCCUGAGGCUGUCCUCCAGGACAUCAUCUGCAUCGCCAGCUGGCUGGUGGAAUAUGGACGCAACCAGGAUUUCAUGAACGUCUACUACCAGAUCAGGUCCAGUCAGCUGGAUCGCUCCAUCAAAGGCCUGAAGGACCACUUCCGUAAGAACAGUGCCUCCUCUGGGAUCCUCUACUCUCCUGCUGUCCAAACCAAACGGAAGGACACGCCCACCAAAAAGAUUCCAAAGAGACCAGUCUACAUCCCAGGGACCAUUCGCAAGGCUCAGAACCUUCUGAAACAGUACUCACAGCAUGGGCUGGAUGGGAAAAAGGGGGGCUCUAACCUCACUCCUUUGGAAGCAGGUUACGAUCACGACCUGCGGGUCAAACACCACACAGAGGCCCUGAACGAGAAGCACGGGGCCGCUGCAGGGAAGGACGAUGUGCUGGACAUCGAGAUCGACUCGUACAUCCACUGUAUCAGUGCAUUUGUGAAGCUGGCUCAGAGUGAGUACGCCCUCCUGACGGAAAUCAUCCCAGAGCAUCAUCAGAAGAAGACCUUUGACUCCCUGAUUCAGGAAGCGUUGAACAACCUGAUGCUGGAAGGAGACAACAUUGUGCUGGCAGCCCGCCGGGCAAUCGAGAGGCGUGACUACUUUGCCAUCCUCACCAUCUUCCCGGUCCUGAGGCACCUGAAGAUGAACAAGUCUGAGUUCGACUCCACGCUGCAGGGAACAGCAGCGAGCACCAAGAACAAGCUGCCGACGCUCAUCACCUCCAUGGAGACGAUCGGAGCCAAAGCUCUAGAGGAGUUUGCAGACAGCAUCAAGAAUGAUCCGGAUAAAGAGUACAACAUGCCCAAAGAUGGAACCGUCCAUGAGCUGACGAGCAACACAAUCCUGUUUCUACAGCAGCUUCUGGACUUUCACGAGACAGCUGGAGCUAUGUUGGCCUCACAAGUUCUGGGGGACACUUACAAUAUCCCUCUAGACCCCCGAGAGACGAGUUCUGCGAGUAGCUACACCUCUGACUUCAACAAACGCCUCCUCAGCUCCUACAUCUGUAAAGUUUUAGGAAACCUGCAGCUGAACCUGCUCAGUAAAUCCAAGGUUUAUGAGGAUUCAGCUCUGAGCGCCAUUUUCCUGCACAACAACUACAACUACAUCCUGAAGUCGCUGGAGAAGUCUGAGCUGAUCCAGCUGGUCACAGUGACUCAGAAGAGAGCCGAGAAUUCAUACAGAGAGCUGAUUGAGCAGCAGAUUGAUAUGUAUCAGCGCAGCUGGCUGAAAGUGACAGAGAACCUGACGGAUCGGAACAUGCCCGUUCUUCAGCCUGGUGCCAAGCUGAAGGACAAAGAGCGACAGGUGAUAAAAGACAAAUUCAAGGGUUUUAACGAUGGUUUGGAGGAGCUGUGUAAGACCCAGAAAGGCUGGGCCAUCCCAGACAAAGACCAGCGACACUUCAUCCGACAGGCUCAGAAGAAAGUGGUUUCUGAUUCUUACCGAGCUUUCCUCCAGAGAUGCACCAACAUUUCCUUCACCAAGAACCCUGAAAAGUAUCACAAGUAUCGUCCAGAGGAGGUGGAGGAGAUGAUCGAGAAGCUGUUCGACACGUCUGCCUGAUUCUUUCUGACUCCUGCUUCUGUUUUCUGUAACAACACAAACUCUUAUUUAUGUAACUUUACAUUUCAGUUAAUAAACACUAAAUCAUUCUGA
Molecule: messenger RNA, 2440 nt
Organism: Nothobranchius furzeri (turquoise killifish)
Lineage: Eukaryota; Metazoa; Chordata; Actinopteri; Cyprinodontiformes; Nothobranchiidae
Gene: exoc7
Product: exocyst complex component 7
Biological process (GO): exocytosis
Cellular component (GO): exocyst
Molecular function (GO): phosphatidylinositol-4,5-bisphosphate binding
Source: RefSeq, a predicted model, not a curated record